This is a messenger RNA of Python bivittatus (Burmese python), 1332 nucleotides long. Lineage: Eukaryota; Metazoa; Chordata; Lepidosauria; Squamata; Pythonidae. The record is from RefSeq and is a predicted model, not a curated record.
AUGCUGAUGUUUGAAGAAGCUGGUAACAGUCCUCCUGUGAAAUGCCCUACAAGUCUCCCUCUUUCUAUUCUUCACAAGCAUCACCAUCCUGGUGACUUUAUCAUUGGUGGCAUUCUCUCUCAGAUCUAUCUAUUUUCCACUCCAGCAACCUUUGAAAGGAAUCCCUCUUUUGAGAUCUUUGACAAUAUCAUAGUAAUAACUCAGAACUACCAGCAUCUGCUAGCCUUGCAAUUUGCCACAGAGACCAUUAAUGACAGUCCAAGGAUCUUACCUAAUGCCACGCUGGGCUUCCAUGUCUUGAACAGCAAUUUCCAGGCCAAGUGGACUUACCUUGCCUCACUGGAACUUCUCUCCACACGGGGCAAGUUUAUCCCUAACUACAAGUGUGAUGUGCAGAGUAAUAUAGCAGCAGUUAUUGGGGGACCUAAUGCUGAUGCGUGUCUUUUCAUGACACCCAUUUUGUCCAUCUACAAGAUUCCACAGUUGGCAUAUGGGUCCUCCCCUGUGGUGAAUGACAUAAACCAGAGAGGUUUCCUUCACCAGAUAUUUCCAGAAAUCAACCAACAAUAUAAGGGCAUUCUCCAACUACUGCUCCAUUUCCAGUGGAUGUGGAUUGGAGUGAUUUUCAUUCAUGAUGAGAGUGGGGAGAGAUUUGUAGAAAAUGAACUGCCCAUGUUUGCUCAGAGAGGUAUCUGCUUUGACUUUAUAGAAACAUUUCCACAAGUAAAUUUUUCAACCGAAAUCUUUGAAAUGGUUGCACAAGGAGAGACAACUACAAGAAUUAUUAUGGGAGCAACUGCUAAUAUAGUAGUUGUAUAUGGUGAAAUUCAAACUAUGGUGGUUUUAAGGAUAAUGAUUUAUAUGGCUGACUUUGAGGAGAACCUAAUAAAACCCAUAGUAUGGAUUUUUGUAGCCCAGAUGGAUUUCACUUCAAUGUCCUUUCAACGAAGCUGGCCCUUGGACUUCAUGCAUGGUGCACUCUCCUUUGCAGUUCACAGUGAGGAAGUGCUGGGAUUCCAUCAGUUCCUUCAGCACCAGAAGCUCACAUCUAAACAAGAUGAUGGUUUUUCCAGGGAUUUCUGGAAAGAGGCAUUUCAGUGUUCUUUCUCCAGUGCCGCUGGAGAAACAAUGGCAGAAGAACUCUGCACUGGAGAGGAGAACCUGGAGCAUCUUCCUGGGUCGAUUUUUGAAAUGAGCAUGACCAGCCACAGCUACAGUGUCUACAAUGCUGUCCAUGUGGUGGCAGAAGCUUUGCACGCUGUGCACUCAGUGAAACAAGGAGCAAAACGAGAGAAACAGAGACAGCAGCUUCUGAAGCAACAUCCCUGGCAG